This is a messenger RNA of Morone saxatilis (striped sea-bass), 1279 nucleotides long. RefSeq names its product upstream transcription factor 1 (gene usf1). Lineage: Eukaryota; Metazoa; Chordata; Actinopteri; Moronidae. Gene Ontology annotation, molecular function: protein dimerization activity; RNA polymerase II cis-regulatory region sequence-specific DNA binding; DNA-binding transcription factor activity, RNA polymerase II-specific. The record is from RefSeq and is a predicted model, not a curated record. The transcript is spliced from 10 exons. Gene Ontology annotation, biological process: regulation of transcription by RNA polymerase II. Bases 380 to 1279 code for a protein of 299 amino acids.
CUCUGAAGUAAAUGCUCCUGUCAUACUUCUUUUCAUCGCACAUAGGGACGACGACGCAUUUCUUUGUUUACUAUGCUCCAAGUUAAUGCUUUAAUUUUGAAGGCACAGACGGACAGUUUCCGUUAUCACCCAUGGUAACGUUCGCUCUGACUCAGCUCGUACAGCCUCACGGCUAGCUACCAACAACCCGUUUCUAACAUCGUUCCAUGUUCAAUCUCAUGCUUUUGGGUCUUUGUCGUUUAUAGUCGUGUCGAUAAUCCAUAUUGUGUCGUUUCGAGCAAAGUUCCUCCCGCCUUCCGGUCAAACUUAUGAACUUGUUUCACAGUCUGGCUGUGGGAGCGAGUGAAGGCGGUCUCCUCGUCCAAGACUGUCUGCAGAAAUGAAGAGCCAACAGAAAAGCCCUGAACCAGAUGGGAGUGUUACCGUCAACGAGGAAGGGUCCGUAGCUACGGCAGAGGACCCGGCGGCCAUUGCAACCAUUCAGUCUGCUGCCACCUUCACCGACCAGCCCAUCAAGUAUCUCUUCAAGACAGAAGGAGCAGGUGGGCAGGUGACGUACCGAGUGAUCCAGGUGUCAGAUGGCCAGCUGGAGGGCCAGACAGACGGAGCCGCGGCGGUCAGCCUGGUCGCUGGGUUCCCUGCAACAACUCAAACUGUCACACAGGCUGUGUUCUCCCAGUCCGAGGGGUUGGAGGGAGACAGCAGCACAGAGACGCAGUACACCUACUACCCCGCCACCAUCGCAGACGCCACCACUGGCACCAUGGUGACCACAGUGCAGGCCUCUGAUACACUGCUGGGCCAGACCACACCCACAGGGCAGCUCUAUGUGAUGAUGUCACCCCAGGAAGUUCUGACGGGUUCCAAUCAAAGGACAAUCGCACCUCGCACUCAGCCAUACAUAGCAAAGCAAGAGGCUCCUCGCGCUUCCAGAGAUGAGAAACGGCGAGCGCAGCACAAUGAAGUUGAGCGCAGACGCAGGGACAAGAUCAACAACUGGAUUGUGCAGCUGUCAAAGGCCAUCCCAGACUGUAACAUCGACUACACCAAGACAGGACAGAGUAAAGGAGGAAUCUUGUCCAAAGCCUGCGAGUACAUCAAGGAACUCCGACAGAGCAACCUGAAGCUGGGAGAAGAUAUCAGCACUCUCGACCGUCUCAGGAUUGACAACCAGCUACUCAGACAAGAGGUGGAAGACUGGAAGUCCAAGAAUCAGAUCCUGAGGAACCUCCUGCGACAACAUGGCAUUGUGGGAUCAUCCAGCACAGAUCCGCAGUGA